This is a messenger RNA of Volvox carteri f. nagariensis, 381 nucleotides long. RefSeq lists its product as uncharacterized. The record is from RefSeq and is a predicted model, not a curated record. The annotation marks the transcript as partial. NCBI's taxonomy places the organism in Eukaryota, Viridiplantae, Chlorophyta, Chlorophyceae, Chlamydomonadales, Volvocaceae. Gene Ontology annotation, molecular function: voltage-gated sodium channel activity. The transcript has 3 exons. Gene Ontology annotation, biological process: transmembrane transport; monoatomic ion transport. Gene Ontology annotation, cellular component: plasma membrane; voltage-gated sodium channel complex.
CGCGGUCUGCGUACCCUCUUUAAUACGCUCAUCUCCUCCUCUCCUGCCAUAGCCAAUGUGGGGUCACUGCUGCUGCUCAUCAUGUACAUAUACGCUGUUAUAGGGAUGAACAUGUACGGCAAUUAUGGCAGCGCAUUCGACCAGCCCGGAUCACAUGCCACCUACAACAACAUCGGUGCCGCCAUGGCUACCCAGUUCCGUUUGUUCACUGGGGAUGGCUGGGGCGACCUGAUGGCGACCGGAAUGAACUGUAACGCCAACCAGUACCAGUGCGACACGGGGCCAUCGGCGCUUGCGGCAGCGAUGUUCUUCUGCAGCUUCGUGCUCGUUGCCAUAUUCAUCAUGCUCAACCUGGUUAUUGCGGUAGUGGUGGACAACUUC